GCCUAGUGGUUAGAGUGUCCGCCCUGAGAUCGGUAGGUUGUGAGUUCAAACCCCGGCCGAGUCAUACCAAAGACUAUAAAAAUGGGACCCAUUACCUCCCUGCUUGGCACUCAGCAUCAAGGGUUGGAAUUGGGGGUUAAAUCACCAAAAAUGAUUCCCGGGCGCGGCAACCGCUGCUGCCCACUGCUCCCCUCACCUCCCAGGGGGUGAUCAAGGGUGAUGGGUCAAAUGCAGAGAAUAAUCUCGCCACACCUAGAGUGUGUGUGUGACAAUCAUUGGUACUUUAACUUUUUUAACUUUAAUUUGACUCAUUUCCAUGAAUUACUAGUUUAUAUGUAACUGUUUUUGUAUUGUUUUACUUUCUUUUUUGUUCAAGAAAAUGUUUUUAAUUUAUUUAUCUUAUUUUAUUUUAUUAUUUUUUUUUAAAAAGGACCUUAUCUUCACCAUACCUGGUUGUCCAAAUUAGGCAUAAUAAUGUGUUAAUUCCACGACAGUAUGUAUCGGUAUCGGUAAUUAAGAGUUGGACAAUAUCGGAUAUCGGCACAAAAGCCAUUAUCGGACAUCCCUAAUAAAUAUUCAAUAUUACUCCUUCCCUCAGCAAAUGAUUACCAGUGAUAUGAUGAAAUGAGUAUUUACAUAGUGACGUCAGCGUGCCGGGCAAAAAGGGGCGUGGCUACAGUCUGAAGGCGCGACUGACCCAGAAGGCGGCAGACCAGAAGACAAAAAGCACCCAAAGUAAACAUGGAGCCUGUCGAGAAGACGCUGUUGUUGUUGUUGGUGCUUGUUGUGCUGUGCGCGCCCACGGGCUGGACCCAAGCGAGGCACCGCGUGGACCCUCGCUUCGUGUCCGUCACCAUCGACGCCAGCCUCGCGCAGGACGAGCGCUUCAUGUACCUGCUCAGCUCUCCUAAAGUCCGCACGCUGACCAAAGCCUUGGCGCCCGCCUACGUGAGGUUCGGAGGAACCCGCCAGGACUUCAUGGAGUUCAGUCCUCAGCGGGACCUUGGAAUGGCCGUACCAAAGCGCAACUGGGCGGAGCUUCCUCAGUGGUGGGAGGAGCAUCUAAAAGCGCAAUGGCGUAAACAAGCGAAGCUGCUGGCCCAACAAGACAUGAAGAGGAUGUUCCCUCAAUUCGAGUUCACCGAGGUGACACUGGACCUGCUGCACGCCUUCGCCAACAACUCCGGACUGGAUCUCAUCUUUGGACUCAACGCGCUGCUGAGGAACGCCGACAACACGUGGAACAGCAGCAACGCUCGCUCGCUGCUCGACUACUGCCAGUCCAAACGCUACCGUGUGUCCUGGGAGCUCGGCAACGAACCAAACAGCUUUGAGAAGAAGGCGGGGAUUCGCGUGGACGGCGUCCAGCUUGGGGAGGACUUCGUUCGUCUCCGGGAGAUUAUGUCACAGUCAGCGUGGUACCGCCGCGCCGGACUCUACGGACCCGACGUGGGUCAACCCCGACACCGCACCGUCGACUUGUUGGACGGGUUCCUGAGGAACGGAUCCCACGCCGUGGACGCCUGCACCUGGCACCAUUACUACGUCAACGGGAGGGACACGUCGCUGGACGACUUCCUGGACCCAAAGAUCCUGGACUCCCUGGCGCCCCAGAUCAAACACGUCAUGAAGGAAGUGAGGCGCACGUCUCCGGGGAAGCCCGUGUGGCUGGGAGAGACAAGCUCCGCCUACGGGGGCGGGGCUGCGGGCCUGUCGGACACGUUCGCCGCGGGCUUCAUGUGGUUGGACAAAUUAGGACUGGCGGCUAAAAUGGGCGUGGCCGUGGUGAUGAGGCAGGUCUUGCUGGGUUCCGGAACCUACCACCUGCUGGACGACAACUUGGAUCCUCUUCCGGACUACUGGCUGACGCUCCUGCACAAGUCGCUGGUUGGACGCGGCGUUCUGAGCGCCGCCGUCUUCGCCGAGGCGAGCGGAAGCAGACGCGUACGUCUCUACCUGCAUUGCGGCGCCACGCGCAGAUACGCGGCGGGCGCGGUCACGCUCAUCGCCAUGAACCUGGGCAAGAUGGCCGCCCAGGUCGCCGUACCAACAUGGCUAGCGGCGAGUGGCGUGGACGCCUUUGUGCUUCAGUCGGAUGUAGAAGGCGAGGACGGCCUCCUGUCCAGGUCCGUGAUGCUGAACGGCGACCUUCUCAAGAUGGCGGAGGGCGGAACACUCCCGCCCCUUAGAGGCAGUCGUCUGCCAGCUGCAGAACAUCUUCAACUUCCUGCUUUCUCACUGGCCUUCUUUGUCUUCACGGACGCACGACACCACGCCUGCGCCGCGUGACCUCCACCUUCUCGUCGUGGUCACGUGACCUCAAGUAGUAGCUGUCACAUGCUUCUGUUAUGGUUUUCACUGCUCUAUUCUAUCUCGCAACAGGAGGCAGGUACGUUUUAUUUUCUAUUAAAGAAGGCAGACAUUUGUAUUGUCUAUUCUGCCUAGCAACAGGAGACGGACAUUUUUUAUUAUCCGUUCUGCCAAGCAACAGUAGGCUGAAUUUUGUGUUAUUUUACUAUUUUUGACUAGCAACAGAGGGGAGACAUUUUAUAUUUUAUAUUCUACCUAGCAACAAGAGGCAGCCAUUUUUUUUAUUUUCUAUUCAAGGAGGCGGGCAUUUUUAAUAUUUUAUUCUGCCUAGCAACAGGAGGCUGAACUUUUGUAUUAUACAAUUUGGGAUAACUUUCAGCCCCCCGUGACCGAGAGGGACAAGCGGUAGCAAAUGGACGGACGGAUGACUCGCGACAGAAGGCAGACAUUUCAUAUUCUUCCGAGCAAUAGAAGGCAGACAUUUUGUGUGCAUACUAGCAACAUGAGGCGGACAUUUUAUAUUUUCUUUUCUACCUCGCAAAAAGAGGAAGCCAUUUUUUAUUUUCUAUUCAGGUAGUUUUAUUGUCUAUUCUGCUUAGCAACUGGAGGCAGACCCUUUUUUAAAUUUCUUAAUCUACCUAGCAACAGUAGGCACACAUUUGUUUUGUAUUAUGACUAGCAACAGGACGCAGACAUUUCAUAUUUUAUAUUCUACCUAGCAACAAGAGGCGGAGAUUUUCUAUUUUCUUUUCUACCUCGCAAAAAGAAGAAGCCAUUUUUUAUUGUCUAUUCAGCUAGUUUUAUUGUCUAUUCUGCUUAGCAACUAGAGGCAGACCCUUUUUUAAAUUUCUUAAUCUACCUAGCAACAGUAGGCACACAUUUGUUUUGUAUUAUGACUAGCAACAGGACGCAGACAUUUCAUAUUUUAUAUUCUACCUAGCAACAAGAGGCAGAGAUUUUAUAUUUUCUUUUCUACCUCGCAAAAAGAAGAAGCCAUUUUUUAUUUUCCAUUCAGCUAGUUUUAUUGUCUAUUCUGCUUAGCAACUGGAGGCAGACCCUUUUUAAAAUGUCUUAUUCUACCUAGCAACAGUAGGCACACAUUUAUUUUGUAAUAUGACUAGCAACAGGACGCAGACAUUUCAUAUUUUAUAUUCUACCUAGCAACAAGAGGCGGAGAUGUUCUAUUUUCUUUUCUACCUCGCAAAAAGAGGAAGCCAUUUUUUAUUUUCCAUUCAGCUAGUUUUAUUGUCUAUUGUGCUUAGCAACUGGAGGCAGACACUUUUUUAAAUUUCUUAAUCUACCUAGCAACAGUAGGCACACAUUUGUUUUGUAUUAUGACUAGCAACAGGACGCAGACAUUUCAUAUUUUAUAUUCUACCUAGCAACAAGAGGCGGACAUUUUCUAUUUUCUUUUCUACCUCGCAAAAAGAGGAAGCCAUUUUUUAUUUUCCGUUCAGCUAGUUUUAUUGUCUAUUCUGCUUAGCAACUAGAGGCAGACCCUUUUUUAAAUUUCUUAAUCUACCUAGCAACAGUAGGCACACAUUUGUUUUGUAUUAUGACUAGCAACAGGACGCAGACAUUUCAUAUUUUAUAUUCUACCUAGCAACAAGAGGCGGAGAUGUUCUAUUUUCUUUUCUACCUCGCAAAAAGAGGAAGCCAUUUUUUAUUUUCCAUCCAGCUAGUUUUAUUGUCUAUUCUGCUUAGCAACUGGAGGCAGACCCUUUUUAAAAUGUCUUAUUCUACCUAGCAACAGUAGGCACACAUUUCUUUUGUAAUAUGACUAGCAACAGGACGCAGACAUUUCAUAUUUUAUAUUCUACCUAGCAACAAGAGGCGGAGAUUUUCUAUUUUCUUUUCUACCUCGCAAAAAGAGGAAGCCAUUUUUUAUUUUCCAUUCAGCUAGUUUUAUUGUCUAUUCUGCUUAGCAACUGGAGGCAGACCCUUUUUUAAAUUUCUUAAUCUACCUAGCAACAGUAGGCACACAUUUGUUUUGUAUUAUGACUAGCAACAGGACGCAGACAUUUCAUAUUUUAUAUUCUACCUAGCAACAAGAGGCGGAGAUUUUCUAUUUUCUUUUCUACCUCGCAAAAAGAGGAAGCCAUUUUUUAUUUUCCAUUCAGCUAGUUUUAUUGUCUAUUCUGCUUAGCAACUGGAGGCAGACCCUUUUUUAAAUUUCUUAUUCUACCUAGCAACAGUAAGCACACAUUUGUUUUGUAAUAUGACGAGCCACAGGACGCAGACAUUUCAGAUUUUAUAUUCUACCUAGCAACAAGAGGCGGAGAUUUUCUAUUUUCUUUUCUACCUCGCAAAAGGAGGAAGCCAUUUUUUAUUUUCCAUUCAGCUAGUUUUAUUGUCUAUUCUGCUUAGCAACUGGAGGCAGACCCUUUUUAAAAUGUCUUAUUCUACCUAGCAACAGUAGGCACACAUUUAGUUUGUAAUAUGACUAGCAACAGGACGCAGACAUUUCAGAUUUUAUAUUCUACCUAGCAACAAGAGGCGGAGAUUUUCUAUUUUCUUUUCUACCUCGCAAAAAGAGGAAGCCAUUUUUUAUUUUCCAUUCAGCUAGUUUUAUUGUCUAUUGUGCUUAGCAACUGGAGGCAGACCCUUUUUUAAAUUUCUUAUUCUACCUAGCAACAGUAGGCACACAUUUGUUUUGUAAUAUGACUAGCAACAGGACGCAGACAUUUCAUAUUUUAUAUUCUACCUAGCAACAAGAGGCGGACAUUUUCUAUUUUCUUUUCUACCUCGCAAAAAGAGGAAGCCAUUUUUUAUUUUCCAUUCAGCUAGUUUUAUUGUCUAUUCUGCUUAGCAACUGGAGGCAGACCCUUUUUAAAAUGUCUUAUUCUACCUAGCAACA
This is a messenger RNA of Nerophis lumbriciformis (worm pipefish), 5167 nucleotides long. NCBI's taxonomy places the organism in Eukaryota, Metazoa, Chordata, Actinopteri, Syngnathiformes, Syngnathidae. The record is from RefSeq and is a predicted model, not a curated record.